GCAAAGAUGCUAUCACAGAGAAAAAGUUUCACACACCUGAUCUCAUCAGUGAUGAAGACUAUGACAGCGAUGCUCAGUACAUAUCUAGUCCUCAGUUCUCCAGCCAGAGCUGGAUGUCAUUCCAUUCGCGUAGCCGCCAGACGGAGAAAAGCGAUGCCUCACGAAGCUUGGGAUCAGAUGAGAAAAUCAUGUCGAUUUUGCCCGAUAGCGAUUCUAACCCUUUGGUAUCCUCUCAACACCAACGAAUAUACUCUCUUGCUAUUCCUAAGAGAAGAAGCGCUGUCAGCCACUUGACUCCGAAGAACCGCACCCGUUCCUUAGGGGCGAAUGUCCUCCAAGAUACAGAGUCCUGUACAAGCCAGAAUGACCUCGUCGGCACAUCUACGCCUGAAGUCAAGAGCAAGUUUACCGAAUUAUUCAAUUUUCGAAAAAGGGAAUAUGAGGAUUCAAACGACUCGACUAGAAAAGUCAGUAUUGGAUGGAUGACGGAAGGUAAACGUUGCGGGUAUGGAUACUCUUUCGUCAAAGGUGAGGAGCCUGAUAAGACCACUACCAAGACCAACCCUGCUUCAAACAGCCCUUGUAAAAGUACGAAUAACGACAAGAAAGCUUCUGCCCAAACCUAUGCAACCAAGGAUGUGGACCAAAUCAUAAAUAUCAAAGUCCAGGCGAAGGAAGCUGUCAAAUUAGCGGCAGAAAACCAGGAGACUUAUAGCAAAAGGCAUUCCCGGUUACCAAAAUUCGUGAGCAACCCGAAGGCAGAGACAAAUUAAC
Molecule: messenger RNA, 774 nt
Organism: Talaromyces proteolyticus
Lineage: Eukaryota; Fungi; Ascomycota; Eurotiomycetes; Eurotiales; Trichocomaceae
Exons: 1
Coding region: 114-773 (219 amino acids)
Source: RefSeq, a predicted model, not a curated record